AUGUCAGCUCCGAUUCUAGGCCCUACAUUUGCGGGCCCUUUUCUCGGAUAUCCGCAUUUUUCUCGUUUCUUGGUGUUCACCAACCUUCCCAGGCGCAACACCGCCAAUUGGGACGCCAUCGUUGAAGUCAUCGUCGCAAUCGCGACAAGGGCGAACGCCUUCGACAUCCAGAAGGUUUUGCGAACGGCCGAAGGGUUCUUACAGCACCACGUCCUUUGGUUGGCUUUCUCAGACGCCGCAAGUGCGACCUGCGUCCGGGGCGUCUUUAUCGAUAGGACGUUUGGCGAGUGCAAGUCGGUGGAUUGUCAAUUCGUUUCCGGAAACACAUACAGCUCUGCCGCCUCGCGAUCGCAAGACUCGUGGUCCUUGAGAACGGGCUUCGAGCAGGAUCAGCAGGUAUCCAGGAGAUCCUUGUCUCUUCUGGAAUGCCUAAAUCCAAGGAAGCGCCGUCGCCGUGGUCGUACGCAUCGUUCUGAAGUGCACUAG
Molecule: messenger RNA, 486 nt
Organism: Cyclocybe aegerita
Lineage: Eukaryota; Fungi; Basidiomycota; Agaricomycetes; Agaricales; Hemipholiotaceae
Source: the annotation of a GenBank genome assembly